UGUCUCUAUCGUUUCUUUCAGAAUGAAUUAUCAGCCAUACUGACUACGGAAGGCUUUGAUUGUGAAUGAAUAAAGGCAUGUCUGCUUCGGAUAUUACAAUACAGCUUGUGUUUUACUUGAGCAAAUAAAAUAAAUACUUGAGAAUCGAAUUGGAAUGGCUGACGAAGAAACAUGUAUCAUCGAAAACGAAAUUCGGUUCACAGUAGAUUUAAUUCCCACAACUUUAACAUUGACCAUCAUCAACUUGGUCAUUUUGGCUGGAAAUAGUUUAGUUAUUAUUGCAGUAAUUACAACAAGAAAGUUACGAACAAAUACGAACACAUAUAUAGUGUCUUUAGCAUGUUCAGAUAUUUUGUUGGGAAUUUUUGUGAUUCCUUUCUCGGCAUCAUUAGAAAUUUUGACAUAUUGGCCGUUUGGUGAAGUAUGGUGUAGUAUAUGGCUAGCUAUAGACGUUUUGCUGUGUACCGCUUCCAUUUUAAAUUUGUUAGCCAUAAGUUUUGACCGAUACUUAGCUGUAACUAAGCCUAUACAGUAUGCUAGUGCUAUGUCCAGACGUCGGAGUAAAGUACUCGUGACUUUUGUAUGGCUGUUAUCCUUUGUAAUAUGUAUCCCUCCGUUAUUAGGAUGGAAUGAUAAAACUUCAUAUUCAAAAGAAACUCAAACGAGAAACCUAACAACUUACGUUAAUAGCAAUUUUUCAUCAUGGGUGAAUAUUGAGCCUGUCGUCUGCAAUAAUACAGCGCCACAGUGCGAACUCAUAUCUACCCAAGGAUACAGGAUCUAUUCUGCUUUGGGUUCAUUUUAUAUUCCAAUGUUUUUAAUGGUUUUCUUUUAUUGUAAGAUUUAUAAAGCUGCAGUUCGAACAACAUCGGCAAUUCGAACGGGAAUUUUAACCGCAAAACAAAACGAUGAUCUUAAAAAUGAUGAUCCGAUAAUCCUACGUAUUCAUAGAGGAAAUUCAGUUGUUUCAAGAUCAUCGGCUUCGUCUCGGUAUUCUCAAAGGACUGGUUCUUUAAGAAGUGCUCUACGUAAUACGGGAGAUAGGUGUACCCGUAAUAGACAUUGUGUUUAUUCCGAAUGUAACCCGAACGGCGGAAUUCCGAGUAGUAAAGAAAUUGAAAGAAUGCAAUCGAAACGAUUAUAUUUUGAAGAUCCAGGACCGGAAGCUGGAAAAGAACCUUUGGAAUAUAUAAAACUAAACAAUAAUACAAAAACUCCAGAAGAUAGUCCAUUUAUGAAAAGGAGGCGAUCUACUCCAUUUAUAUACGCUAUGAAUAAGAGAAGUAUGGAAUCAAGAUCAUUGGCUACAGUACCAGAAGGUCGUCAUAGUAAUAGAAUUCAUAUAAGAAAAAUUUUGAAAGAAACAAAAGCUACCAAAACGGUUGCCAUAAUUGUUGGAGUGUUUACAAUGUGUUGGUUUCCAUUCUUUACGAUGUAUCUAAUAGAGGCGUUUUGGGGAACACGUGUUCCUUCAUUGGCAUUUUCUGUGAUGUUUUGGUUAGGUUAUUGUAAUUCUAUGUUAAAUCCAUUUAUAUAUGGGAUGUUUUCCAGAGAUUUCCGCUGUGCUUUUAGACGGAUUCUUCGAAGAACUUGUUAUAAAUGUUGUAAGUGCAAAUGUUUUAAACGUCCAAAGAACGUGAUUGUUCACAAACAUCAUCUUGGAUUCCCGGUGAUUGAUUUUGAAAGCACAUCCGAAUCGUAAUAAGGGUCCAGAAAAUGGAGUAAUGUUUAACAUUGGAUCUCACGAACAUUUGUGAAAAUCCAAGAGCUCUAAGUGAACUUCUUUUGUAUAAAAAUAAAAAUUAGAAGAAAAUUUCUAUAGAUUAAUGAGUCAUUGAAAGAAUAUUUUGCGUCUAUAGAAUAAGUAAAAUAUUGUGGAAUACAAACCCUGCUUCCUCUGCUUAAAACUUCACAAGACAUAUAUGCAGUAACUAUCAGUAAGUUAAAAUAUUUUGAUUUUAUUCAAUCCAUUUUGCAAGAUUAAUAAUUACAUUUCAGAAAAGCAGUAAAAAAUAUAAGCAUACCACUGUGAGUUUUACCUUUGUAAAAAUAAGAUGAUAUAAGAAAACUUUUAAGUCUAAUAUGGCGAUAACAGGCUCUGCCGUGAAAAGGAAAAAAUUCCCUUAAAAACAAUCAAUUCAAUCUAAAUCUUUGAAUUACUAUAUUUCGUUUUAAAUGCAUGAGUUAAUUGAAAAUACAAUUGUUUUUUUUUUCUUCUUCCAUAUUCUUAAAUUUCAAAAUUAAGUAGUUUUGUAAAUCAAAUAUCGACUUUCAGAUGUUUACACGACAUUGACACUUUUGUGUUAGUUUGGGGUUUAUCUUUCAUAUUUUAUUUAGAGCCUUCGAAAGUUCGAUCGAAUUUACUGUAAAACUAUACACCAACAUUGGUCACGUAUUGAAAUCUCAUUAUUUAAUACUUAGAUAUCCUAGAAAAAAGGUAAAACGCAAUUUUAGUUCAUUGAUAUCAAUUUCGACAUGUUUAUGACAUGAUAGUGACAUCACAAUCGAAAUUUCUGCUAUCAGUUAGAGGAGAUAUGGUUAUUAGUAAAUGAGGCAGCAACAAAACGACAUAAAAAUCAAAAUUAUCUUUAUUAUAUUAUCAACCUAUAUUUCUGUAUAUAAAGCGUUUGUAAAACUAUUACUUCGUUAUGUACUUGGCUUUCCAAAGUUUCGAACCUUCUGUUCUGUUUUGGCUAAUUUGGUUUUGAUGUGCUCCCGUGUUUAAUCUUCUUGGCGUUCUAAAGUUUCGAACCUUUUGUUCUGUUUUGCCUAAUUUUGUGUUGAUGCGCAUCUGUGUUUAAUGUGAUUUUGCGUUCAAAAUCUUAGUACAUUUGGUUCUGUAACGGCUAAUAUAGGUUUGAUGAGCUUCGAUGUUUAAUGUAAUAGGCGUGCCUGCAGCGAAUUUCGAAUCACGCGGUGUGUGCACUGGAAUAGGCUGCAUAUAUUUUUGUAUCACACAAUGUUCUACACCGUUCUCAAUGUAAAGCUGACCAUGCGAUAUGUGGGUUUUUGUCGUAUUUGGAUGCCGUACUGUUGCCUUUAGUUGCUUAAAUCCACUUCGUUUGAACUUUGGUAUUAUAGUUGCCUCACUGAAAAUCAUACCACAUCUAUCUUUUUUUUAUCUUGGUAUUGAAACCAAUCGUUGUUGCCAAUUUUAAACUUAUG
Messenger RNA from Mytilus trossulus (common blue mussel), 3165 nucleotides. RefSeq names its product octopamine receptor 1-like. Gene Ontology annotation, cellular component: plasma membrane. The record is from RefSeq and is a predicted model, not a curated record. Bases 155 to 1702 code for a protein of 515 amino acids. The transcript has a single exon. Gene Ontology annotation, molecular function: alpha1-adrenergic receptor activity. Gene Ontology annotation, biological process: phospholipase C-activating G protein-coupled receptor signaling pathway; adenylate cyclase-activating adrenergic receptor signaling pathway; cell-cell signaling. Lineage: Eukaryota; Metazoa; Mollusca; Bivalvia; Mytilida; Mytilidae.